Molecule: messenger RNA, 1604 nt
Organism: Brassica oleracea var. oleracea
Lineage: Eukaryota; Viridiplantae; Streptophyta; Magnoliopsida; Brassicales; Brassicaceae
Product: ran-binding protein 10-like
Exons: 10
Coding region: 74-1462 (462 amino acids)
Biological process (GO): cytoskeleton organization; cell surface receptor signaling pathway
Cellular component (GO): cytoplasm
Molecular function (GO): protein binding
Source: RefSeq, a predicted model, not a curated record
AACAUCUGCUAGAUUAGCGAGGAAGUUUAGUGUAUGAAGAAAGGAUCGAAUUCGAUAGGUAUUGAAAAAAGGGAUGACGGAGAGUUCCUCCAACGGCCGCCGCAACGAAAACGACGAGACCAGCGCCGCCGUAAAUCGUCGAGAUCCGAUCUUGCAAUUCUUAGACAAGAUUCGUCCCUCCGGGGAUGCCAUGGAGGAUGAUAAUGAAGGUGAAGAAUCGCCGACGGAGCUUAACGCAAUUAACAGCGCAGGCGGGUUUGUGAUCGUCUCUCCCGAUAAGCUUUCCGUCAAGUACACGAACGCGAAUCUCCACGGUUACGACGUCGGCGUUGCUCAAGCUAAUAAACCUGCUCCCUUCAAGUGUCUUACUUACUACUUCGAGAUUCUUGUCAAGGAUGCUGGUGCUAAAGGGAAAGUCGCUAUUGGUUUCACUAAGGAGGGCUUUAUAAUGCGGAGACAACCUGGAUGGGAAGUGAAUAGCUGUGGCUAUCAUGGGGACGAUGGAAAUAUAUACCUAGGUAAGGGAACAGGUGAAGCCUUUGGUCCAACUUAUACGACAGGUGAUACUGUUGGUGGUGGUAUAAACUACGCUUCCCAGGAGUUCUUUUUCACUAAAAACGGAGCUUUAGUGGGGAAAAUCCCUAAGGACAUAAAGGGUCACCUAUUCCCUACUGUAGCUGUACAUAGCCAAAAUGAGGAGGUUUCUGUCAAUUUUGGGAAGCAGAAGUUUGUUUUCGAUGUUAAGGGAUAUGAAACAUCAGCGAGGAAUAAGCAACAAAUGGCUAUCGAAAAAAUAUUCAUACCUCCAAAUAUCGGUUAUGGGCUUGUAAAGUCCUACUUAUUACACUAUGGGUAUGAGGAGACACUCAAUGCUUUCAACCUUGCUACUAAAACUACAGUCCCUCCAAUUCUUAUAGCUCAAGAGAAUGCUAUUGACGAGGAUGAUUUGCAUCAGAGAAAAACUCUUAGAAAGCUUGUGAGGAAUGGUGACAUUGAUGCUGCUCUGGCUAAUCUCCAAGAUUGGUAUCCCCAAAUUGUACAGGACGAUAAAUCUGUAGUUUGUUUCCUCCUUCACUGUCAAAGGUUUAUUGAGUUUGUACGGGUAGGAAAACUUGCAGAAGGUGUGAAGUAUGGCAGACUCGAGUUAGCCAAAUUUGUUGGGUUAACCGAGUUUCAAGAUAUAAUCGAGGACUGCUUUGCUUUGCUUGUUUAUCCAAAGCCCGUGGAAUCACCGGUGGGGUACUUCCUAGAAGACUCGCAGAGGGAACUAGUUGCUGAUGCAGUGAAUGCAGCGAUUUUGUCAAACAAGAAAGAUGCGUGUCACUUGCAUUCCCAUCUGGAGAUGCUGCUAAGACAGCUAACAGUUUGCUGUUUGGAAAGGCGGUCAAUGAAUGGAGACCAAGGCGAAACAUUCCGGCUCCACCAUGUUCUUAAACAGUACAAGAAGAUGAAAUUGGAUUAGCCGCGCAUUUUGCUUUUGAAAACUCUGCUUUGUUUCUUUGGUUGUUUUCAUCCUUAGUGGCUCUUGUUCAUACCUGUGAUAUUAUUCUGAACUUUCCUAUUCUGUAAAAAGAAAGUUUUAAGAAUAAAUCUUGCAAUCCAAA